GGUUCCGCCUUCUCUCCAUCUCUCCGCCUUUCUCCCUCUUCUCUCCAACUUGCCCUAUUCUUUCUGCGUCUUAUGGGAAGGACGGGACUGAGAGGAUCGAGCGACUGUAAUUGCGUCAUCGACCGCAGCACGAGUUCCGGGAGAAGAAGAUGAAGCGUUUCGCGUAAAUUGGCAUUAUUUCAUUAAGCUAUAAGAAAAUGAACCAAGAUGAUUUGGGAGCAACUACUGCUCCUGCUUCAGCUGAUUUUCUACUUGCAAAAAGAAAGCGUGGCCGACCACGCAAGGAUGAGAACCUUUUGAAUAGUGAUAAUGCUUCAGUAGUAGGCAGGGUGAGACGUCGACGCAGGAAAGCUGAUUCUACAUACUCUGACAAUGCCAUGGUGGGACAAAUAGUAUCAGGCGUACUGGAUGGGUCAUUUGAUUCUGGUUACUUGCUUACUGUUAGAGUUGGUGAUACUCACACUGUUUUGCGAGGAGUAGUUUUUGAACCUGGUCGAUCUGUGCCUAUAACUGCUGCAAAUGAUGUUGCUCCACAUGUCAAGAUAUUUGAGAGGGCUGAGGUAGCUAUCCCGGCAAAUGAACCAUGCAACCUGACACCUGCUUCUAUCCAUAUGUUACAACCUGUAUUUAAGAGUGACAGAUCUGCCAGGUGUCUCCAUAAAAGUGAUCCUUCACAUCGACAUAGAAUAUCUCCUAGUGAUGUCAGGAAGGAACAAGCUGUACAAACUGAGAAAGUUAAAUGCUCAGAUGAGCUGCCACAGAAACAAGCUUCUACCCUUGCUGAAAAGGCACUAGAAAAUGAUUCCUGCCAACUGUUACAUGCUACAUCCCAAUCUUUAGAUGUAGAUACUAAAGCGACACACACAUUUUAUACUUCAAAAAAAGGUGAAUCAAACCUUCCAGAAGGGCGGUCACAUGAAACUGGACAAGCACCAUUAACAACCUCUGAAUCUGAGAAUGGCAGCAGUUCGAAGAAACAGGUUACAGAUGACAUUGAACCUGCACAGCUCAAGCAACCACAUAAUGAUGUGAAAGAGGCUUCAGAAAGCAUUGAACUUGCACAGGUAAAAAGAUCACUUUAUGAGGGAAAUGAGGUGCCUGCAGUUACACCACUAGUUUUAUCGUCUAAAGUCAAGACCGAGGAUGUGCAAGAUAUGCCAAAAGAAUUGACUGUUCCAUUGCCUAUGGAGCUGCCCUGUGAUGCUAAUGAAGAAUCUAGGCCCCUGCAGACUGACAUUAAAAUGGAAAAGUUAGAUUCUGAGCCACGAGAUGCAAUCAUAUCUCGGGAAAAUGAAGAUAUUCCUUCCCAGCAUGAGACUGCAAAAGAAAGUGGGACUCAGGGGCCAAAAGAAACUAUUCUAGCCUUGGAUGAACCAGAUGCAAAUGAGGACGAAGAAGUUGUAUCCCAAGCACUGGAUAUAAUGUCUGAUACUAAACAGCCCUUACUUCAGAUUCAUCCAGAAUUUGAAGGUGCCAUCUCGAUGGGUGCACCUAGAGCUGCAGUGCAUGAUUUAUUUUCUGAAGCAAAGACAGAUAAAUUGGUUGAUACUAUUAAGUUUGGUGAUGACUCUGCUUUGCCAAAGACAGAAUCAGUAAGUCAAUCAGAUGUUGAAACUCUAUGUGGAACUCCACAAAAUGUGCUUCCUGCAACUGGAAUAGACCAACUUGCUGAGAUUGGGAUAUUAAAGGAUGAGAAGUUUGCUGUUGUGCCUGUGGUUAAAUCUAUUUCUAGUCCUAACCAAUCGGCUCCUACAGUGCCUGAAGAAUCUUUGAUGCCUGAUGUUCAAAUUACUGGCCAGGUAGUUGGAAGCAAUCAUGGAGAUGAGAUUGAUGAUCCCCAAGGUUUACAAUUCAUUGCACUAGACAAGCCGGUUGUAGUUUCUAUUGCUGAGGAACCUUUGUUGCCUGAUGUUGAAGCUACUAGCCAGGCAGUUCCAAGCAAUCACAGAAAUGAUAUUGUUGAUCCCCAAGGUUUACCAUUCAUUGCAGUAGACAAGCCAGUUGUAGUUCCUGAAGAACCUUUGUUGCCUGAUCUUGAAACUGCUGGUGGGGCAGUUCCAAGCAAUCACAGAAAUGAGAUUGUUGAUUCCCAAGGUUUACCAUUCAUUGCAGUAGACAAGCCAGUUGUAGUUCCUGAAGAACCUUUAUUGCCUGAUCUUGAAACUGCUGGUGGGGCAGUUGCAAGCAAUCAAGGAGAUGAGAUUGCUCAUGCUAACCCUGAUGAUCCCACAAAUUUGCCUGUGGAGAAGCCUCCUCUUUCUCAAGAUGGGGUAUUGAGUGACGAUGCAGUGGUCCUAGAAGCAUCCAAGAAUGGGAACUUUGGUGGUUGGGAGGAGGUAAUGGUGGAGCCUUGUCAGUCCAGAGAGGAGGCUGCAAAAGUAAGUGGCACAGGCGUCAACAGCAUAGCAAAUCAUCCUUGAGUGAUUUUUUCUCGUUACCUGUCAAAUAGAUGGUUGAAAUGGAUGAAGAUUGACAUCUUCUCUUUUCUUCCUUGAAGUUUUUACAUUGCACCGUUCUACUGAAUCAAUGAUGUACUUGCAGAUCUCUAACUAAUCACGUAAUCAACCUUACUGUCA
Nymphaea colorata (pocket water lily) is the source of this 2576-nucleotide messenger RNA. RefSeq lists its product as uncharacterized. The transcript is spliced from 2 exons. The coding region runs from base 198 to 2420 and encodes 740 amino acids. Lineage: Eukaryota; Viridiplantae; Streptophyta; Magnoliopsida; Nymphaeales; Nymphaeaceae. The record is from RefSeq and is a predicted model, not a curated record.